GGAACCGAGACUGGUGUGGUGUGAAUCCGAGAUGGCAUGGAAUCCGUGAUAAAGAAUGUUUAUUUAAAAACCUAUUGCAAAUUAUCUCUGUAACGUUUUUAAUAAUGUGACAUCAGACUUUGGCUGAAUAAUUUUGAUUUUCGAAAUCAUCUAGAACGAACUUUGAACAUUCAAAUGUUUGUUUAUAUUUUUUCUCCAUGUGGUUGGUUUGAUAGAUGAAUGGGGUGACAGGAUAUUAUCCUAACCCUUGUUUAUUUCUGCAGAAUGUGGAGAUUAUAUUAUGAUUGGAAUAUGCUGCUACGUCAUCAAUACCAUUAGAUAUUCUAACCCUGGUUGUUAUUUUUGUAGAAUGUCGACAUGCGGGUCGACAUGAGUGACUGGGAGGGUAACCACGCCUACACCUUGUACGACAGCUUACUCGUGGACGACGAGGCCAGCAACUACACCAUCUACCUCGGAAACUACAGUGGGGACGCUGGAGACGCUUUGCGCAUUACCAUGCAACCAUACCAGCAAAAGAUUAUGCCUUUCAGUACCUACGACCACGGAGACGAGGGACUGGCGAAACGUUUCGGCGCCGGCUUCUGGUACAAUCGCUGGUUCACUGCUUUACCGACCGGGCGGUACACUAGGAUCACAGACGAGGAUGAUGAUCAAGGAGUUAUUUGGGAUUCAUGGAAACAAUACGUCUCACUGAAAGAAAUCACCAUGUCAGUCAGACCAAAGGGAGUGGUUUAAAGAAUUGCUGUCUCCGGGUCUACAGUGCAGAAAUAAAAUAAUAAUAAAUUUAAUGAACCGUACUUCUAUAUCGAUGGAUGGUUUGUUCGGUGAUCUAUACAUAGAUUGAUGAAUACAGAGAUCCAGUGAGAUGCGUUAUUAAAUUUUAUGAAUUAAA
This is a messenger RNA of Gigantopelta aegis, 895 nucleotides long. RefSeq names its product fibrinogen-like protein 1. NCBI's taxonomy places the organism in Eukaryota, Metazoa, Mollusca, Gastropoda, Neomphalida, Peltospiridae. The record is from RefSeq and is a predicted model, not a curated record. Bases 358 to 738 code for a protein of 126 amino acids. The transcript has 3 exons.